Eupeodes corollae is the source of this 2795-nucleotide messenger RNA. It is a transcript of the gene fbl, whose product is annotated as pantothenate kinase 3. Gene Ontology annotation, biological process: coenzyme A biosynthetic process. NCBI's taxonomy places the organism in Eukaryota, Metazoa, Arthropoda, Insecta, Diptera, Syrphidae. Gene Ontology annotation, cellular component: nucleus; cytosol. Bases 668 to 2239 code for a protein of 523 amino acids. The record is from RefSeq and is a predicted model, not a curated record. Gene Ontology annotation, molecular function: pantothenate kinase activity; ATP binding. The transcript has 8 exons.
CAGCUCCAUUUUAUUAGUUUCGCGUUAUUUUCCAUUCCACUCGGCUUCUUUUGGAAUUUCAAAAUAAUCGAUUUUCAUUUCUUUUUUGGUAUCCGAACCAGAACCAGAGCUGCACAAGCCGCACAGCACAAGCAAAAGAAGUCGUCGGUUUUAUUUGCGCUCGAAAUUCAAAUCCAAUUCAAUUUUUGAUUAAAAUUUCUCUCCACAAAUUGCGGAAGCUAAAAGCAAAAGAUCAAAAUCAAUUCAAAUAAAACUAAAAUGACACUUUCUUACUUCUUUCUUUUUAUGGAACUUAAACAAAAACAAAAUUAAUUGAAUUGAAGUCGUGGUAAAAUUGCCAACAAUUUGUUAUGUCGAAAUUUUUGCAUAAACCAUCAUCGCGUUAAAAAUUAACACUCUAGCCAAACAAAAAUAUUCAGUUUUCUUCGAUCAUCAGUUUUUUAAAUUUGGUCUGGUCGUGAGUGAGUUGGUGUUGUUUUGUUGUUUUUGUUGGUUGCCUUCGUUGUCUUCGUCUUCAUCGUAGUCGCUCGUCUUUAGUACACCACAGCAACUACGAAAGUUUUUGUUUUUUUUUAUUAAUUCACAAAGUGAUUUCUGAUUAAGAGUUUUAUAACUAAAUUAUAUAACCCGUCAAGUUUUUGGAGCGACCGACGAGCUGCCUGUCAAAAUGAAAGUUCCAGCCAAAGAAUUUCAUCUAAAGUACACCUACAACUGUCGCCAUUUUAGGUCGUUGUCUGACCGGAAGUCGGCUCGGCGCACAAAUUCAAAAACAAAAAAUAUCAAAUGUCGUUCGAAGGAUACUAAUAACCGAUGUCGUUUCGACAACACGGAUACGGAUAAUGACUAUUUGAUUAAUAGCAACGACUUUUGCAAAUUGGACAGCAGCAACAGCUGCGAGUGUGAAGAUUGUUGUGACGUCGACAGUGGUCAUAUCAGCCGAUGCAGCAGUAGGAACAGUUCCAGCUGCAGUUGUAGAAGCAGCGAAAAUAGCGAUGCAUUCAUGUCAAUGCCAUGGUUUGGUAUGGAUAUUGGAGGUACACUGACAAAAUUAGUGUACUUCGAACCAAAAGAUAUAACCCCCGAUGAACAGGAUCAAGAAGCUGAAAUUCUACGAAACAUUCGGAGAUAUUUGACAAAGAAUUCGGCGUAUGGAAAGACUGGACACCGUGAUACACAUUUGCAGAUGGAUAAUGUUGUGAUUCGCAAACGACGUGGUUCCCUGCAUUUCAUUCGAUUCCAAACCUCCGACAUGGGUAACUUUUUAUCAUUAGCUAAAGCGAAAGGCAUGGCUGAAUUAGUAACAACAGUAUGUGCGACCGGUGGUGGUGCCUAUAAAUUCGAAAAGAAUUUCAGAGAUGAAGUUAACAUGAAACUAGCUAAAUUCGAUGAACUAGAUACAUUAAUCAAAGGAAUUCUCUUUGCUGAGAUCCAAAAUAAAACCGAGUGUUAUUAUUAUGAAAAUGCCAGUGAUAUUUUAAAGAGCCAGAUAUGUGCAUUUGACUUCUCCCAACCAUAUCCCUUUGUUUUGGUGAAUGUCGGUUCCGGAGUAUCCAUAUUAGCUGUUUAUGGACCCAACAAUUAUAAACGUAUUUCUGGUACAAGUUUAGGUGGAGGAACAUUUUUGGGACUGUGUUGUCUACUCACAGGAUGUAAUACAUUUGAUGAAGCCAUUCAGCUUGCCACAAAAGGAGACAACAGAAAAGUCGAUAAGUUAGUGAGAGACAUCUAUGGUGGGGAUUAUGAACGAUUCGGCUUGACUGGUGAUCUUGUUGCAUCCAGCUAUGGACAGAUGCAUUUGAAAGAAAAACGGGCGUCAGUCUCCCGCGAAGAUCUGGCCAAUGCCACUCUUGUAACAAUCACAAACAACAUUGGGUCAAUUGCUAGAAUGUGUGCCCUAAAUGCCAAAAUUGAUAAGAUAGUCUUUGUUGGAAAUUUCCUGCGCGUGAAUCCAAUUUCAAUGAAACUGCUUGCCUAUGCCAUGGACUUUUGGUCCGAUCACACAAUGAAGGCACUCUUCCUAGAGCACGAGGGCUACUUUGGAGCUCUAGGUUGUUUGCUACAGUUCAAUGGAGAAAUAGCCGCUGCACUAAAUGAGACCGACGACGAUGCCGACGCUGACGCACAGCCAACAUCUGUAACGGAUGAUGCUGUCUCACAAACCGCUUCAUCAUCUUCAACCGAAGACGCAACAUCAUCCACAUCAUCCACAACAGAAAUAAAAAAGGAAUGUAAUAAUUAACGUUAAUUGUGUUCCUGGCAAAUAUGUGAUCUUAUUUUAUUCUUCAUUUGUUCUACAUAUACAACAUAUAUCUCUGUGAGCAGCAAACUUAUGUUUAAGUGAUUUGUUACAAUUUAUUCACCAUAGUUUAUUUCUUUUUAUUUUGUUGUUGUCAUUAAUGCAAUAUUUAUAUAUAUUUACAUGUAUAUGAUUUUUUUUUCUGUUUAUGAGAAAGUUUAUCAAAGCUUCAUUAACAUAAUACCUACGGUCUAACUUUUAAGAAUGGGGAAUUUAAAGCAAAUAAUGUUUUGCUUUGAAUUCCAGAACAGUGAUGAUAGAUAGAAAACACCUAAAUUAAAAAACAAAAUAUUAGACAAAUCAUAAAUCAAUCCGUCAAACGUGUUAUUUAGAUAAAUUCUGUUUCUGUGUAUAAAAUAUAUUUUUUAUAUAUGAAGUGUAUGUAUGAUUUAAAUUAUGUAUUUCGUUCUAGAGAUAAGCUAAAGAAAAUGAAACAAAACAAAACAAAACAAAAAACAGUGAAGAAUACACAAAUAAAUUUAUGUUUAUUUAUAAAUUA